Molecule: messenger RNA, 1005 nt
Organism: Debaryomyces fabryi
Lineage: Eukaryota; Fungi; Ascomycota; Pichiomycetes; Serinales; Debaryomycetaceae
Gene: HGC1
Product: cyclin
Exons: 1
Coding region: 1-1005 (334 amino acids)
Source: RefSeq, a predicted model, not a curated record
AUGUCUGUUAGAUUGAAAGCUUUACCCUUUGUAUUUUAUAGAGCAGUAAAAAUAUUUGACAGGUAUUGUUGCAAGAGGAUUAUCUUGCUUGAUAAAGCCCAAUUGAUAAUUUCUACAUGUCUUUGGUUAGCCGCAAAGUUCGAGGGAGGGAAUAGCCACUUCGUUAAUUUGAACAAUAUUGAGAAGUUGGCCUCGGUUAAGACUAUCAAUGACUUGGGUUACGGUGCUGGGGGUAAGUUCAAGGGUCCAACGGAAAGGUACCGUAUGCCCAAACUCAACGAGUUCAUCAAAUUAUGUGGUACGAAAUGCAACUAUUCAGUUAAACAGUUCAAGCAAAUGGAAUUGCAUAUAUUAAAGACCUUGAACUGGUCGUUCAAUGAUCCGUCCAUUGAAGAAUUUAUUGUCCAAUCCCCGGAAUUUAGUAUUUUGAAACAAAACGAAUUGUUCCAAGUUAAAAGGUUUAUUUCAUAUGUUUCCGUUUAUUCAUUUGCCCUCAUGAAUGUUGGUGUUCUCAAUUUAUGUCUAGUAAUCACCGACUUGGUCAACGAAAUCCUAAAAACCCGAGAAACAAGCAAUCACUAUGACAAACUAUGUCAUUCAAUUAAUAGAAAAGACUACUUGUUUAUCAAACAGCACCUUAUCAAGGCAAUUGUCGAUGCAUCCGGCCCGCUAUUAUGCUACUUUAACUCCAAAGGUCCUAAUUAUUUCCACCAUAAUGUUAUGAAUAUUUACACCAACUCGUUUGGGUCUACUCUCGAUCCAGCUACUAAUUUGACUCUACUCCCUAAAGAGCUAUAUCCUGUCUUCAAAAAGAAUGCUUCUAUAUUUGCAAAUGAUACGUUCAUUUCUGCAUCAUCAACCACGUUAUCCACUGCCUCAACCAUACUUCCCAUAUCAUCACCUACUUCUACCAACACUCUUUCUACGUCAUAUUCAUAUCCAUCCCCACAACGCUAUAACACUAACUGUGUCAUCAAGCCAUCUUCGCCAGAGUCGUUGAAUUAA